This is a messenger RNA of Rhineura floridana, 8280 nucleotides long. Its product is annotated as zinc finger protein 883-like. Gene Ontology annotation, biological process: regulation of transcription by RNA polymerase II. Gene Ontology annotation, molecular function: RNA polymerase II cis-regulatory region sequence-specific DNA binding; DNA-binding transcription factor activity. The record is from RefSeq and is a predicted model, not a curated record. NCBI's taxonomy places the organism in Eukaryota, Metazoa, Chordata, Lepidosauria, Squamata, Rhineuridae. Bases 293 to 2311 code for a protein of 672 amino acids. The transcript is spliced from 4 exons.
UGAAAAACGCGGGAUCAGUUUCCUCCGGAAGGAGCUGAAAGGAGACACGGAGGAAAGGUGGGGAAAGGGCGGGAAUAAACCUUCAGGCGCCCACUUUUGAAGAGCCUCAGGUCUUCUCCGUGCAAUCCACUGCAAUCUCAGCCAAGCCGUUGCCUCCAUUGCGUGGUUUUCUUGCACGCUCCAGAUGACAGAGCGGGAGAGGGAGGCGGCGGGCCUGGUGCAAAUCUGAAAAAUGGCAUCAGAGUGACAUUCUGGAUCCUCCCCCCUUUACCCAGGAGAGGAAACAUCCACCAUGCAGCCAGCUCAGGGGCCGGUGACCUUCGAGGAGGUGGCCAUAUAUUUCACGGAGGAGGAAUGGGUCCUGCUGGAUCCAGGCCAGAGAGCUCUUUACGAGGAGGUGAUGGUGGAGAUUCAUGAGAUGAUCACCUCUCUGGCAGGAGAUGUCUGGGGUAUCACGGCUGAGGGGGAUCCAUCAAAGCUGUCACCAGAAAGAGCUGAGGAGCAGAAGGAGGAACGGAAAUUGGGGAGGCAACAUAGAGGCAAGAGGCAAGAGGGGAGAGAAAUGCAGAAACAAGGGGAUGAAUCCAGAGCUUCUGAGGGUGGUGAAUAUAAAAUUCAAAGAGAAACUACUCACCUAAAGGAAACUAGGAUGUCUCCUGAGUGUAAACUGACAAGACAUCAGAAGAGUCGCGCAGGAGAGAAAUCAUACAGAUGCUCAGACCACGAGGAACAUUUCAGCAAAAGCUCAAACCUUACUGUACAUAGGAGAGUGCACACAGAAGGAAAACAAUAUAAAUGCCUGAAGUAUGGAAAGAGGUUCAGUCAUCAUUACCAUUGUACUUUGCCUCAAAGAACUCAUACAGGGGACAAACCUUUUACAUGCUUGCAAUGUGGAAAGAGCUUUAGUCAUCAUCCCUACCUUGCCUUACAUCAAAGAAUUCAUACAGAAUACAAACUUUACAAGUGCUUGGAGUGUGGAAAGAGCUUCAGUCAAAGUGGCCACCUUACAUCACAUCAAAGAACUCAUACAGGAGUCAAACCAUAUAAAUGCUUUGGCUGUGGAGAGAGCUUCAGUCACAGUAGCUCCCUUACUGGGCAUCUAAGAAGUCAUACAGGGGAGAAACCUCAUAAGUGCUUGGAGUGUGGAAAGAGCUUCACUCAAAGAAAGAACCUUACUUCACAUCAAAGAACUCAUACAGGGAAGAAACCAUAUAAAUGCUUGGAGUGUGGAAAGAACUUCAGGUGGAGCAGUGCCCUUACUUUGCAUCAAAGAAUUCAUACAGGGGAGAAACCUCAUAGAUGCUUGGAGUGUGGAAGGAGAUUCAGGCAGCUUGGGCACCUUACUUUGCAUCAAAGAACUCAUACAGGGGAGAAACCUUUUGAAUGCUUGGAGUGUGGAAAAAAGUUUACUCAACAUUACCACCUUAUCUGGCAUCAACGAACUCAUUCAAGGGACAAACCUUAUGAAUGCUUAGAGUGUGGAAAGAGCUUCAGUCACCUUGAGCACGUUAUUUCACAUCAAAGAACUCAUGCAGGGGAGAAACCUUAUGAAUGCUUGGAGUGUGGAAAGAACUUUAGUCAUCAUCACUACCUUACUUCACAUCAAAGAAGUCAUACAGGGGAGAAACCUUACAAAUGCAUGGAGUGUGGAAAGAGCUUCAGUUGGAGUGGCAACCUUACUUCACAUCAACAAAUUCAUACUGGGGAGAAACCUUAUAAAUGCUUGGAGUGUGGAAAGAGCUUCUGUCAGAGUAACAAACUUACUUUGCAUCAAAGAACUCAUACAGGGGUGAAACCUUAUAAAUGCUUGGAGUGUGGAAAGAGCUUCAAUUAUAGUAGCUCCCUUACUGUACAUCGAAGAACUCAUACAGGGGAGAAACCUCAUAAAUGUUUCAAGUGUGGAAAGAGCUUCAGUCGGAGUACUACCCUUGCUGUGCAUCAAAGAACUCAUACAGGGGAGAAACCUCAUAAAUGCUUUGAGUGUGGAAGGAGCUUCAGUCAGCUUGGGCACCUUACGUUGCAUCAAAGAACUCAUACAGGGGUCAAACCUUAUAAAUGCUUGGAGUGUGGAAAGAGCUUCAGUCAGUUUGGGAACCUUACCUUGCAUCAAAGAACUCAUACAGGGGUCAAACCUUAUAAAUGCUUGGAGUGUGGAAAGAACUUUAGUCAACAUUACCACCUUACCUCACAUCAAAGAACUCAUACAGGGGAGAAACCUUAUAAAUGCUUGGAGUGUGGAAAGAGCUUCAGUUGGAAUUGCAACCUUUCUUCACAUCAACGAACUCAUACCGGGGAGAAACCCUAUAAAUAAUUUGAGUGUGGAAAGAGCGUCCGUCAGAGUAGCAAACUUACUGAUUAUCAAACAACUAAUACUGGGGACAAACCUUAUAAAUGCUUGGAGUGUGGAAAGAGCUUCAGGAAGCAUUACCAGAUUACUUGUCAUAAAAGAACCCAUACAGAAUAAAAGCCUUACAAGUGCUUGGAGUGUGGAAAGAGCUUCAGAGUGGCAAUCCUACUUUGCAUCAAAGAACUCAUACAGGGGAGAAACUUCCUAAAUGCUUGGAGUGUGGAAAGAGCUUCAGUCGGAGUAGCGCCCUUACUGUGCAUCAAAGAACUCAUACAGAGGAGAAACCUCAUAAAUGCUUGGAGUGUGGAAAGAGCUUCAGUCAGCAAUGCCAUCUUGCUUACUAUACAUCAAAGAACUCAUACAGGGGUCGAACCUUAUAAAUGUUUUCAUGGUGGCCCCUAAAAUGAUGGAAAACUGUUUCUACAGGUGUUUGUCCCGUGGCCUGUCAUUUACCAAUACAGAAAGUAAUCUUUAUUUAGAAAAAGUGUGGUGAAAGAAAAGGGCAAUUUGGAAUAAAGUUGGGGUGUCUGUGGGGAUUAAAAAAAAGAAUCCAUGCAGUGCCAUUACUAUUAAUCAUUUAUUUCUUUAUAACAUUUGUAUCCCGCCGUUCAGCCAAAAAGACUCCCAGGAUGGUUCACAUUAAAUCAAUUAAAGUGAGACAGUCCUUGCUCACAAGUUUACACUAAAUAAAAAAAUGACACAGGGAUAGGGACAGGAAGGGGGGAAAUAUCAAACGUGAGGCCCAAUUCUGAAACAGUAGUUCUUGUGAUGUUCUUUCUUCUUUCUUAACUACUUUGUUGUUGUUAUGUGCCUUCAAGUCUUCUCACUACUAUUAUUUAUUUAUUUAAUGAUAGUUUUGGUUUAAUUUGUUCUAACACCCAAUUAUUUGGCUUCUUUGCAGUCCAUGGUAUCUGUAAAGCUCUCCUCUAGCACCACAUAUCAGUUGAUUUUUCUCUUUUCCGCUUUUUUCACUGUCUAACUUUCACAUCCAUACACAGAGAUCAGGAACACCAUAGCCUGAAUGAACACUUUUUUAGAACAUUUGCAUUUGAGAACCUUUUCUUGUUCACUUACAGCUGUCCUCACCAGUCCUAGCCUUCCAAUUUCUUGACUAUUGUCUCCAUUUUGGUUAAUGACUGUGCCAAGGUAAUGAUAAUCCUUGACAACUUCAGUGUCCUCAUUGUCAACUUUAAAGUUACAUAAAUCUUCUGUUGUCAUUACUUUAGUCUUCUGGAUGUUCAGCUGUAGUCCUGCUUUUGUGCUUUCCUCUUUAACUUUCAUCAGCAUUCGUUUCAAAUCAUUACUGGUUCCUGCUAGUAGUAUGGUAUCGCCUACGUACCUUAAAUUAUUGAUAUUUCUCCCUCCAAUUUUCACACCUUCAUCUUGGUCCAAUCCAGCUUUCUGUAUGACAUGUUCUCUAUAAAGAUUAAACAAAUAGGGUGAUAAAAUACACUCCUGUCUCACACCCUUUCCAAUUGGGAACCAAUGGGUUUCUCCAUAUUCUGUCCUUACAGUAGCCUCUUGUGCAGAGUAUAGGUUGCGCAUCAGGACAAUCAGAUGCUGUGGCACGCCCAUUUCUUUUAAAGCAUUCCAUAGUUUUUCAUGAUCUACACAACCAAAGGCUUUGCUGUAAUCUAUAAAGCACAGGGUGAUUUUCUUCUGAAGUUCCUUGGUCUGUUCCAUUAUCCAACAUAUGUUUGCGAUAUGAUCCCUGGUACCUCUUCCCUUUCUAAAUCCAGCUUGGACAUCUGGCAUUUCUCGCUCCAAAUAUGGUAAGAGCCUUUGUUGUAGACUCUUGAGCAUUACUUUACUUGCAUGGGAUAUUAAGGCAAUAGUUUGAUAAUUAUUGCAUUCCCUAGGAUCCCUGUUCUUUGGAAUUGGAAUAUAUAUUGAAUACUUUCAGUCUGUGGACCAUUGUUUAGUCUUCCAUAUUUGUUGACAAAUUUUUCUCAAAAUUUGGACCGAUUCAGUCUCAGUAACUUGUAGCAGCUCUAUUGGUAUGCCAUCUAUUCCUGGUGAUCUGUUUCUUCCAAGUAUUUUAAGAGCAGCUUCCACCUCGCAUUCUAAACUUUCUGGUUCUUCAUCAUAUUUUUCCUCCAUGAAUGAAUCUGUCAUCCUUGCAUCUCUUUUAUAGAGUUCUUCAGUGUAUUGCUUCCAUCUUCCUUUUAUUUCAUCUCGGUCAGUCAGUGUGUUCUCCUGUUGAUUAUUCAACAUCCCUCCUCUUGGUUUAAAUUUCCCUUUCAUUUCUCUAAUCUUUUGGAACAGGGCUCUUGUUCUACCCUUUUUGUUGUCCUUUUCUUUUUCUAUGCAAUAACUAUUCUAAUAGUUCUUUCUCCCUACGCACUAGUCACUGUAUUACUGCAUUUAGGGUUCUAUCCGUGUUUCUCCUUUUGCUUUUGCUUUAUUGUCUUUUUUGCAUUCUUCCCUGAUAAUGUUCUUUUCCUUUAUUCUGAAUUUCAAUGUUAACAGUUCAUGGUCUGUACCGCAGUCUGCUCCUGGUCUUGUUUUCGCAGAAGUAUGGAACUUCUCCAUCUUCUGCUACAGUUAUAUCAUCCAUUUGAUUCCUAUAUUGACCAUUUGGUGAUGUCCACGUGUACAGUCGUCUUUUAGGUUGCUCAAAAAAUGUGUUUGCAAGAAGCAAAUUAUUGGCUUCACAGAAUUCAGUAAGUCUUUCUCCUUCUUCAUUUUUAUCUCCUAAGCCCCAUUUCCCCACAAUCUCUAGUUCUUCUCUGUUCCCUACUUUUGCAUUCUAGUCCCCCAUGAUUAUCAGCACAUCUUGUUUUGGUGUGUGAUCAAUUUCUUCCUGUACUUCUGCGUAAAAUGUCUCCAUUUCCUAUUUUUCUGUGUUUGCCGUUGGAGCAUAGACUUGGAUGAUGGUUAUGUUAAUAGAUUUCCCAUUUAAUUUCAUUGAUAUCACUUGUUCAGACCUUGCGUUAUCGCUCCUAAUUGCUUUUGCUACAUCACUUCUCACUAUUAAAGCAACCCCAUUUCUUCUUCAUUUCUUAUUUCCUGCAUAAAAUAUUUUGUAGUUGCCUGAUUGAACAUGAUCCAUUCCCGUCCAUUUUAAUUCACUCACGCCAGGUAUUCUAAUGUUGAUGCGUUCCAUUUCUUGCUUGACAAUUUCUAACUUUCCCUGGUUCAUGCUUCUCACAUUCCAUGUUCCUAUUGUGUGCAUCGUACAACUCUGGACUCUCCUUUUGCAUUUGUACGCAUCAGCCUCUGGGCUUCCUUUUGGCUUUGACCCAGCUAUGUCAUUAGUCACAGCGUUACUCAUACUUGUCCUUUGUUCUUCCCCAGUAGCUCAAUGAGUGCCAUCUGACCUGGGGGUCUCAUCUUCUAGCACUAUCUUGUGUUGCAUUUUGGAUACUCUGUUCAUAGGGUUUUCGUGGUAAGAGAUAUUCAGAGGCGGUUUUCCACUGUCUUCCUCUGAGUCUGGAUGCAUCUUACUGUGGUGUCUCAGCUUUGACCAUUCUGCCUUGGGUGACCCUGCUGGAGCCUUUUGGUCUAGUCUCCUGAUGGCAUUGCUCUGAGGUUCUUCAACACUCUUAAACCCCCUCACCACGUUAAGGUGUGCAUCCCAGAGGAGACAUUAAAUCAGUUAAAGUCAGACAAUCCCUGCCCACAGGUUUACACUAAAAAAAAAAUGACACAGGGAAAGGAACAGGAAGGGGGGGAAUCAAACUGGGUCCCAAUUCUGAAAUAGUAGUUCUUGUGAUGUUCUUUCUUCUUUCUCACAAUAGGUUAUUACUACUUUUUUCCUUUAUUUUUGGAUGAACUCCAAGUCUACUAGAUUUUUGGUUGUUCUGGGACCUUGUCAAGCCCAGCUUAAGAACAUAAGAAGAGCCUGCUGGAUCAGGCCAGUGGCCCAUCUAGUCCAGCAUCCUGUUCUCACAGUGGCCAACCAGGUGCCUGGGGGAAGCCCGCAAGCAGGACCCGAGUGCAAGAACACUCUCCCCUCCUGAGGCCUCCAGCAACUGGUUUUCAGAAGCAUGCUGCCUUGACUAGGGUGGCAGAGCACAGCCAUCACAGCUAGUAGCCAAUGAUAGCCCUGUCCUCCAUGAAUUUGUCUAAUCUUCUUUUAAAGCCAUCCAAGCUGGUGGCCAUUACUGCAUCUUGUGGGAGCAAAUUCCAUAGUUUAACUAUGCGCUGAGUAAAGAAGUACUUCCUUUUGUCUGUCCUGAAUCUUCCAACAUUCAGCUUCUUUGAAUGUCCACGAGUUCUAGUAUUAUGAGAGAGGGAGAAGAACUUUUCUCUAUCCACUUUCUCAAUGCCAUGCAUAAUUUUAUACACUUCUAUCAUGUCUCCUCUGACCUGCCUUUUCUCUAAACUAAAAAGCCCCAAAUGCUGCAACCUUUCCUCGUAAGGGAGUCGCUCCAUCCCCUUGAUCAUUCUGGUUGCCCUCCUCUGAACCUUUUCCAACUCUAUAAUAUCCUUUUUGAGAUGAGGCGACCAGAACUGUACACAGUAUUCCAAAUGCGGCCGCACCAUAGAUUUAUACAACGGCAUUAUGAUAUCGGCUGUUCUAUUUUCAAUACCUUUCCUAAUUAUCGCUAGCAUGGAAUUUGCCUUUUUCACAGCUGCCGCACACUGGGUCGACAUUUUCAUCAUGCUGUCCACUACAACCCCGAGGUCUCUCUCCUGGUCGGUCACCGCCAGUUCAGACCCCAUGAGCGUAUAUGUGAAAUUCAGAUUUUUUGCUCCAAUAUGCAUAAUUUUACACUUUUAGAGGAGAAGGGAUUUUUCUUAGUGUUGCAUAAAGUUAUUACCAGCUUUGCAUGUUGUAAUUAUUGUCUGUAAUAGCUGAAUUCUACAUUGUUCUUCUGAGAAGAGUUUUGGUCAAGCUGAAAUUGGUCAACCAGAGAGAAUUCUGGGAGCUUGUGGAUCCCUGGGACACCCUACUAGGGGAGAUCCAUGGCUCAGUUUCAGACAAUUUGCAACCUUACAAGAAGAUGCAACUGAAGCUUAGCUAUUAUCCCUUAUCGGCUUCCUGAGAUCAAAAGUCAGGAAGUGGGGGUGUUGUAGAUCAGGACCCCUGGGUGAGGCUGUCCAACCCCCUUAUCUUCAAAGGAGUGGAUCACGGCAGGGGCAGAAUAUAGCUAUUUGCCACCACCCCUCCCUGUUGACCGGGAAACUCCAUAAAAAUGAAAGAUGCUCCUUCAGUUGUUCCCUAUUUCCAUCUAUCUCGACUCGCCUGAAGUUUUACAGGGAAAAGCCGAUGGGGGACCAGGCUAUUCUACUGUGAGUGUAGAAUCUUAGUUUAGUAAGCUCUUUGUUAUAUUCUUUUGUCUGUAUUGAACCUCUCACCUUUGUUAUGCCAAUGUAUCUCUUGUAGCCAGGCUGGGGGCGAUUAGCUUUAAGGAAACAAUUGCUGCUCUCUUUUUGUAUAUCCCUUUCCUUUCUUUUAAAUAAAGGACUCUUUUAUAAAUGGUGUGUAUUGAUUUGAGAGUAAUGAUUCUAAAUCCAGUACUUGAUUGCUGAACGCUACUGAUUACUGAUAUUUAAUGCGGGUUAAUAGCUUUAGAACUCACUUAGUUCUCUGAGAUCCCCUUUCUUAGAGAAGGAAGCUGGAAAGGUGGCAGUUCUACCAUUGAUUUAAUCCUGAAGGAGGGAUAGUUUGCCUGAGAAGCAGAGACCCAAAGGUGCAGGGACUGUUCUCGGAAGCAAAGAACCCACCUUGGAGUGCUGAGGGCAAGGGACCCCAGGGGGACAAUUCUUUGACACUUUGGAAUUAAGGAGUUUGUGCUUGAGCCAAGGUAUAUAUGUCUAAUUGAAUGUAACACUUGUUAAUCAUGAUCUAUGGUUAUUUUCAGGUGUUUAGUUUUAUAGUUACUUACAAUCAUUUCUAAUUUAGGAUAAGAAUAGUUAAUAGCAUAAGCUAAGGGAAUAAGGCGUUGACCUUUCCCUGAAUUGACCUCUUUCCUUUUAGUGUUAUA